CAUGAGUCCCAACCCUUUAUCGUUUAUAAGACCGUACCAACCGCCAACACCCCUCCCCGUCUCUCCACCUCUUCACUUGCGCUACCUUGCCAGCCUGUGUCUCUCCCAACGAAGUUCAUCGCUUUUCCAACUGCAGACCAGCAAGCCAGGGUCUAUGGAUCUGCUCAGCGCUUGUGUCGUUGAAAGAGCAAGACAUCACACUCGGUCUGAAACUCUUACAUACUUUGUCAGCACAGUCCAUGGGAGAAAGCUCAAGGUCGCUGUAGUUACAUAGACAAGUACGGGUGAGGAGACCUGCGAGGCUACUAACGAUUGGAAACAAUUCUUGCAAAUUUCUGGCUCCUGGAGGCUCCUUCCAAAAUACUUCAGAAGCAAGGAUGAACUUGAGCAUAAGCUUGCCCAUUUUGUGCGUAGAGGCUCCUUGAUGCCUCCAAUUGCGGGUUUUUUACAUCCCCUCUCCCCCCACCUAACAAGUUGGUGAUGUUACUAUAAUUGGCGUGUUCCCUUCCCUGUUUUUUCCCGGCGUGGACUCAUCUUAUAUCUUUAUAAUGACUGUUCUUUUACGUGGUUUUGUUCAAUCAAGCAGCCUGCCCAGAAAGUGGUAGUAUUCAUUUCCCAGACGUUCUUCAAUUCAACAUUGUCUGGUUUCAACUUAACAUCCCUGCUAUUGACCUGGCUAAAAUCCCUUCAUGCAUGCACAGGCAUCUGUUUGAACAUAUACGGCCCAAUGCUCGCUUUGUGUAUGGAACAACCUCAUGGGAUGUCCAGUUCAACGAUUGUGCUUUAACUGACGGCUUUGCUGACCUGUUCAUCGAAAACGAUAUUGACUUUGGCUCAUGUGCUCUCCUGAGAUAUGUGGGGAACUUCACUUUCGAAGUAUUCAUGUUUGACAAACUAGGAUUUUCUCUUAACUUGGCUGACAAACCCAUUGGCGUUUCAAAUCCAUUGCAUACACCAGAUGACUUCCUUGUGUAUGUGGAGUCUUCUUUCAAAGAUUAUGCAUACAACCAGCUGUAUUGUCACCCAUCCUUUCUCUUUGUGCCCAACAAAACGAGUAAGGUCUGCUGUGAAGCCUUCCUUCGGUCAUGCAGUGAUAUGAGGAACCGCGUGCGCAUCUUCUAUGGCGAUGAUGAUGCUUACUUUGUCAUUGCAAAACGAACGCUGCGACGCCAAAUUCAGACAACCUUCGAGUUGAAGCGCAAUGACACUCUCUUUUUUGUUAAGCAUCACAGGGGUGAGGCGCUGCUACUUACAAUUUCGUCAUGCGGGAUGGAGAAAGUGCCAAGCAAACCACAUAUGUAUGAAAUACGGAGCGCUUCCCACACUGAAUUUGCUGAGGUUCCUUAGCUUCACUCCAGCCACUUACUACCCUAUCCCUUUACAAUGUUCCUUACUGGUUUUUACACCUACCCUUUUGAAGGAAUAUCAACCAAUCUGUCCCGCCCUGUCUGCAUGCUUUGCUGAUAUUUUGGUUUUUUUUUGGGCCCCAGGAAUCCAAUUGUAGCUUAACAUCCCGACAUUUAUACGUUUAUGACAUCAACCUCCUUUUGGCAUGUUUACGCUAUGUCUGCGUGUGUAUUUUAUGCAAAACCCUUCUCUGAUAUUCCCAAGCUUCUACAAGAGAUGUUGUUAAGGACCAUGAAUCUAAGGGAGUUUUUGUAAAAAACUGCUACUUUCCGGAUUUUGGGUUUACCGAAUGUUUAAUAUGUAUGCUG
Molecule: messenger RNA, 1715 nt
Organism: Cuscuta epithymum
Lineage: Eukaryota; Viridiplantae; Streptophyta; Magnoliopsida; Solanales; Convolvulaceae
Source: the annotation of a GenBank genome assembly